Molecule: messenger RNA, 879 nt
Organism: Saccoglossus kowalevskii
Lineage: Eukaryota; Metazoa; Hemichordata; Enteropneusta; Harrimaniidae
Biological process (GO): RNA polymerase II preinitiation complex assembly; DNA-templated transcription initiation
Cellular component (GO): SAGA complex; transcription factor TFIID complex
Molecular function (GO): protein heterodimerization activity; TBP-class protein binding; DNA binding
Source: RefSeq, a predicted model, not a curated record
AUGUCGGACACUAGGUGUGCUAUGAUGGCGACCCAGCAGACAAGUGCUUCUGUAGUUACUGCAGGUCAAGGCAUUGGAAGAAAGACUUUACAAGAUACCAUUAAAGAGAUAGAAACUCAGAUAGCUCUGCUUGGUCCAGGGCCUCACACUGUCAAACAACAAGAAGAUUUGUCCAAACUCAAAGAGCUGCAUGGAAGGGCAUUAGCCGAGCAAGAAAAGGCCACCACAAUUGACUCAGCCACAACCACAGCCAGUACCUGUGUCUGUGCCGGUCACUCUAACCCAGCCGCAGCCACAAACUUCCCAAAUGCACCCCAGCGUACACAACUCCAGCCGCAGCUUCAGCCACAGAUGCAGCAGAUGCAGCAGAUGCAGCCACAGAUGACAGUAGUACAGCAUUCUCAACCACACAUAAUGACAACACAGAGUACCGGUACUGUACAGAUGGUGAAUAUCAUCAAACCGCCAAUGGUCACUACCCAAGCUACCCUCCCUGUUGUCUGUACCAGUGCUCCACAACAACUUAAUACAGGCUUAGUGAAUGCAACAGCUUCUCCAGUGACCAUUCCCAGACCCAUCACUGUACAAGGAGGAACAACAGUGCCUCAACCAGGGACACCUGGUCGCAUCAGUCCAGAAGGCAAUCAAAUUUUAACAAAGAGACGAUUACAUGACUUGGUAAAAGAAGUUGAUCCGAAUGAACAACUUGACGAGGAUGUAGAAGAGCUAUUACUGCAGAUAGCCGAUGAUUUCAUCGAGAAUGUUGUGACGUCUGCAUGUCAGUUGGCAAAACAUCGCAAAUCAAGUACAGUAGAAGUAAAAGAUGUGCAGCUUCAUUUGGGUAAAUGUCUUUACGUUUUUCAUACAGUCAUUCCAUAG